GGCUUAAUGUUGUUGAACAUAUUUCCCUAAUGAGCAACUCAUGUUAUAUGCAUAGCAUCAAGUGUGAAUCUUGCCAUCCAUUUCCUCGCAAAACUGUACCAUUAAAACCCUAGUUAGUCUUUGAAGACAGUGCCAAGGAGAGGAACGACUCUCACGCUCCCUUCGUCAUACAGGCAUCCUCGAACUAGUCCUAACGGUCCCCGCCUCUUCGUCUUGCACCAGCACCUCUACGCGUCCUCAGCCAGUGUCCGAAAGGCGUAGCGGCGGCCAUGGCGGGGGCUUCGGCUACAUCGACUGUCUUUCGAGCGGUUUUCCGUGCUGGAAGGAGGCGAGGAUUCCUCACGUGUCUCCUUGUUCUUCUUCUUCUUCCUUUCUGGGUUUCUCUCAAGUUCCAGUACGUCUACCGUCUACGGCGUCACAGAGAGCCACUCCAGGAGACAAGUGAAAUGUUACAAAUACCGUCUAGUGCCACAGGUAAAACCGUAGAGAUACCCUAUGACAUCGCAAGCAAAAAGCCAGAGACGGCAUAUGACGUCACAAGCAAAAAGCCAGAGACGCCCUAUGACGUCACAAGCAAAAAGCCAGAGACGCCAUAUGACGUCACAAGCAAAAAGCCAGAGACGCCCUAUGACGUCACAAGCAAAAAGCCAGAGACGCCCUAUGACGUCACAAUCAAAAAGCUAGAGACGCCCUAUGACGUCACAAUCAAAAAGCUAGAGACGUCCUAUGACGUCACAAGCAAAAAGUUAGAGACGGCCCAUGACGUCAGUGUUAAAAAGAUAGAUAUGCCCUAUUACAGUGCAUAUAAGAAGCCUAAUACACCCCAUGGCGUCGCAGGUGUAAAUCCAGAUAUACCUUAUACUGUCACUGGCUUAAUAUUAAAGACACCCUACAGCGUCGCCAGAGAAAAGCCAACGACGCCUUUCAACGUCACAAGAGAAAUACUAGAUAUGCCGCGUGACGUCAUUGGCGAAAAGUUACCUGCCUCUGGGGAUGUCAUAAAGAACGAUGACGUCACCAACAGCAGAAGCAAAGACGAGAGCGAAAAGCCGGAAAAGAUCAUUUUACUGUGGAAGAAAUUUAGGAAGAGUCUCUCGGAAUGGCGAUACAUAUUUUCCAGGUCUGUAAAGAACACGUACGAGCUCUAUAGGUGUUUUUAUGAUUUUAAAUAUCCUAGCAAAUGCACGUAUGAGACACUGUGCCGCACAGGAUAAAACUGAUUUCACAUCCACUUCAUGGAAGUUCUUCCUCAUUUGAUUUCAAUCUAUUUUCUCUAUUCCUUAUAAGACCUUAUUGUCUUCGGGAGUACAUGCUUAUAAACACUAAAUUGAGAACAUGUACUUGAUAAACACUAGAUAGAGAACAUGUACAGCCAAUGCAAUGUUUUAUAAACGUCUAAAAAUGUCCUUCAAUGAAGUGAAUAUUGCAAAAUUUGGAUUUAGAGUCAAUGCAACUGUAGCACAUGCUCCAAAAUUCAUAGUAUUAAUAACGUGACGAUUCCAUGGCAUCGUAAAGAUAUGUAAGUAAAAUUAUACAAAUGAAUUCAAGCAGGUGUUGUCCUAAAUAGACUUGUCAGUGACAGUGUAAUUUCUAUAAUUUAAAUGCUUACGAUUUUGAUGUUUAUCUGCAUGUUAUAUGCAUUCAGGUCUAAAUUUUAAAAGGUCUGUGCUCUAGGCUAAAGAUGUACCAGCGAUGAUAUUUAGAAAGCAAGGCAGGAGGAGAGAACUAAAUGUUGUAAAAGACGAAAUGGGAAUAAAUAUAGCCUCGAGAUCACCGCAUUGGCGUGUCUGUUCCCCUUGUCUUCCUCUUCCAAGCGGCUUCACCCCUUUCCUCUGGCCACCGUCUUCGCUUUCCAGGCAGGAGAGGGGCGAGUGCGGGGGCGCGCCGUGCCGUGUGGUGUACGACGAGGCAUUCCUCCGAGAGGCCGACGCCGUAGUGAUCAGGCCGACCGUGCGUCGCCUGCCGCGCGCCAGGUCGCCGAGCCAGCUCUGGGUGCUGUUCUCCGUGGAGGCGCCGACACGUUAGUACUGCAUUACGAACAAAUGGGUGAAUACGUGGGGCAUGCGAGGAAGGGCAAGGAUGCAGCGGGAGCUCAUC
This is a messenger RNA of Penaeus vannamei (Pacific white shrimp), 2097 nucleotides long. NCBI's taxonomy places the organism in Eukaryota, Metazoa, Arthropoda, Malacostraca, Decapoda, Penaeidae. The record is from RefSeq and is a predicted model, not a curated record.